AUGGCUGAAGACCGAAGAAAAGUAGUCAUGAGAUGGGACAUCGACAUAUUAGUAAGGAUUUUCAAGAACUAUUUUACUUUCCUUGAGUUGACUUGUGUAUUAGCUCAUGUCUGUAGAAGAUGGCGUGCAGCUUGCUGCGAUCUCACUUUUUGGAACACGCUCGAUCUAUCUCACAUGAGAUCUUCUUUCAUCAAGAUCCCGCAGGAGCCAUAUGUGUACGUGGAGAGCCGCUCUGAUAAGCAGCUGACUCGGACCUUGAAACUCUCCAUGAGUCUUAGCAAGAGAAACACAAGGACCUUGAUUUUCAAUUACAACUUGUUACCGACGGCUGACAUGGGUCUUUACACCGCAAAAAGGUGUCCAGAUUUGAGACGCUUAGUGCUACCAGGUUGGUACAGACUGAUGAAGAAUAAGGGUUUAUUCAAUGCCAUAAGAUUCUGCAAAAACCUAGAAUCACUGACAAUGCCAAGCAUCCCGCACCCGAAUUUUGUCUUUUCAUCGAUCGCCAAGAACUGCAAGAACUUCAGAGAGCUUAAGGAAAUGGGACCCAUCGAGCUCUUAUUCGCCCAAAACCUCGUCCAGAUCCUCCCGAACAUCAAAGUCCUCAGCCUCAGAUGCAAUUCCAUUGACCGAGAUGCCCUCAUAAAAAUCUUGGAUGAACUAAAAAGCCUCGAGGUUCUCAACAUUUCUCAUUCUUACCUCGUGGUCCAAAAGCUGGAGAAGAAUAAGAAGAAGCUCAAUAUUGUGAAGGAAGUUGACGAUGAGAUAAUGGACAAGGCCUCGAAACUUAGGCAGUUUGUGACUUGUAUGAAGCACGAGACUUGUGUCAUGUGUCAGAGGACAGAGAAAGACGAAGGGAUCAUGAGGUGGUAUAAGUAUGAAGAAGGGCUAUGGAAAGCAGAUGAAAUAAACUCCCUUCAUCUCUAA
Molecule: messenger RNA, 927 nt
Organism: Eutrema salsugineum
Lineage: Eukaryota; Viridiplantae; Streptophyta; Magnoliopsida; Brassicales; Brassicaceae
Product: F-box/LRR-repeat protein At3g48880
Exons: 2
Coding region: 1-927 (308 amino acids)
Molecular function (GO): protein binding
Source: RefSeq, a predicted model, not a curated record